UUUUUUUAGUCUUCUGCUGGCAUCCCACCAAUUGCAAUAGGCAUCCUUCGAGAGAAUUGUAUGGUAUCGACUUUGUAGCUCCUAUGUCAACUGCUGAGAUUUCCACCAACAGUGUCAAUCGCUAUCUAGCUAGACAAACUGAUGGGAAACCUUGCAGUCUCGUCGAAUGUGCUAUUGGUUGUCUUAUUGAAUCAAAAGCAGAUGACAAUCUUCUAGAGGAUGGUCUAGAUGGGCUGGACAUGGCCUCCGCUUAUGGAGAGAUGACAAGGAAGCGAAAGGCAUUAGCCGGUAUGGAAGAAGACAUUGUAUCCGCUGCUUCUGCUGGCAUAGAUGACCAAAGCACAUCAUCAAAUACAACGUCGUCCAAACGUCCUAGAAAAAGAGGGAAAACAUUGCGGCCAUACCGGCUGGACUCUGAAGGGAGAAUUGUGUUCCUAACUCCACAACAAACAGCAUGGUUUAUCUUCUACAUCGACAAGCCUGACUGUGUUCUCCAAACUAAGAAAUUCAGUAAGAAAUUCAGGCGUCGCUUCAGAAUGCCAUACCCCUGCUUUGUCGACUUUCUUAAAAAGGUCAAGGAGAGUGGCUUCUUUAGCCAGUACCAAAGAAGGAACAGUGCCAAAACACCUCCAUCCCCCAUCGGACUACUCCUACUUGGGUCACUACGAUAUCUUGGACGGGGCCAUACUUUCGAUGACCUGGAAGAAGCAACCGCGAUAAGUGAAGAGACCCACAGAAGGUUUUUCCAUCGCUUCAUACAAUACGGAGAAGAUACCCUUUAUCCAGAAUACGCUAUCGCUCCCCAAACAGCAGAAGAAUUCCAAACACAUCAGCAUGAAUUUGCUAUGGCAGGUUUGCCUGGUUGCGGCUUCUCUACAGAUGCAACGAACGUAAUUUUGUGGAACUGCACCCACAACCUGAAGCAAUCGCACAUUGGAUUUAAGCAAAACCACCCUGCAAGAACGUACAAUCUAUCCACCAACCAUCGAAAGCAGAUCCUUCACACCACCAAAGGCCACCGUUCUAGAUGGAAUGAUAAGACGCUUGCGUAUUAUGACAGUUUCUUGAACAGAAUCCACGAAGGAUCCAUUUUACAGGAUGUUACAUUCUUUCUACUGGAACGUUCAACAGAAAACAACAAUGAGUCGGUGAUCAAACGCACUAAGUACAAGGGUGCAUGGUGGAUUGUUGACAAUGGGUACCAUCGCUGGUCCUGUACACAAGCCCCUGGCAAAUCUGAUAUGUACCGACCACAACAGAGACUCUCAGAAUUCAUCGAGUCUAUGAGGAAGGAUGUAGAAUGCGUCUUUGGAAUUCUCAAAGGUCGCUGGAGAGUACUCAAGACUGGCAUCCGCCUUCAUGGCGAAACAGCUGCUGACAGAAUCUGGUUGACCUGCUGUGCCUUGCACAAUAUGCUUCUGCAAGUUGAUGGUUUGUCCGAACAAUGGAAUGGGGAGAUUGGAUUAAAUGAGACAGAUGAUCUCAGAUUCACCCCCUUCGCGCUGCAGCGGUUGGGUGAAGAACAAAUGCAACAAUUUGGAUCGCGACAACAUGAGCUGGAAUCAGAUGAAACAGUGCGGGCUUUGGUUGAUGGCAAUGUGGAAGAAGGUGUCGAUGAUGGCGCUGGUGGCACGGAAGUUGAUGAUGAUGGAGCAAAUCUACAUUAAUUCAUUGUCUUACCAGGAAUUCAGAAGUCGCCUUGUGGAAUUCGACAAACCUUCAUUCUGACUCUGCGAAUCUUCCAGAUUGAUCACAUCUCCUUUGGCUUGCUGGGAAGUGGGGGUUUCAUUGUAGGAAAGACGUUCGGGUUCAGGCAAUUUCCCAUUAUCUCUAGCAUUGGCAACUUCUUUUCUUGGUGCGCUGUUCUGGCCCAGACUGCUUGCAUCAUCUUUAUUGUGACGGCAUUCUUCUUUGGGCGUUUGUCAUCCAAAAGGAACUCACUAUUGCGCUUCUGCAGAACUUUCUUGUGUUGGCGAAGA
Messenger RNA from Seminavis robusta, 1979 nucleotides. NCBI's taxonomy places the organism in Eukaryota, Bacillariophyta, Bacillariophyceae, Naviculales, Naviculaceae. The record is from the annotation of a GenBank genome assembly.